UAAAAGUGUGUUCUUUCGCUCCAAAUGUCUGGAAACUCAUUCUAAAGAUAGAGGCUCCUCACUUUUUCAUAACUGCACUAUUUGAUACAUAACUGUCAGUUUAUUCAUUUUGGUCAACACAUCUGCCUUUUUUUUUAAAUGUCAGUGUCUUUCCACCUAUCUGGCACCUCUGAUUGAUUGCUUUAUGUCUGAGAAGAAUUCAUUUAAAGGAGCCUAAUCUGAAAUUGAGUGCAUUUUCAUUACCUCUCAGCAGCUCUUCACAUGAGUCAACAGCUCACAGUUAAUAGGUUGCACAGUACAGCAAACGUGCUGACGGAGCUCGCAGAGUCUCGAUCAGAAGGGUGGACGCACGCUCCCAUGAUGUCGCUGUGAGUUUGGAUCGUAACCUCCAUGUGAGGUUAGUGCUGAUCGGCGACCUUGAACCAAUGGGGCACGCUCGCAUGCAGGAGCAUGCAUGAGGCAGAGGUGAAGUAGAAAGUCGCUUCAUUCUCUUCUCAGGUAAACUUUACUCUGCUUUAUUUUUUGUUCUUUGAUACUACGUUAAUUCUCUGACUGUCGUAGAUGCUCCUUUAUGUUCUGAACCUGUACUACUCACUAACCAACCGUGUUCUUUGUUUGGGGGGGUUGAGGGGGAUUGUGCAGGUUUGUUUCUUUGCUUGAUUGUUAAGAACCAAUUGAUUCCAUCCCUUGUAGCUUCAAAUUAUCAAAUACAGUUAAGGUGGAAAAAAUGUUGUGGGAGGGAUAGGAAAAAUAUGAAUGAAAAUAUUUUUAAAAGGGUUUGGUGAUCUGAGAUAAUUUAAUGUGUGGAAAGAAUUUUGAAUAGGAGCUAAGCUUUUGUGCCUUUCACUUCAAAUAGGGCUUCACUUCAAAGGACCGUGCACUGCUGUUAACAGCUGGAUAGACACUCUGCUGAGGACAACUGCUGUCAAGUUCAAUGAAGCACUACAUUGUAGUUCUCCACGAGGGAAAGCAGUAUUUAGCCCUCAGAGCUUACUGACCCAAUACUUAAAGUACUUAAAGACAUGAUGAUGAUGAUAAUCAUCGUAUUUCCUCCCUAUGUUGAGUAAACAUACAAAGUUCUUAUGCUCUCUGUUUUGUCAGUGCAUAUUAAAUAAUACGGACAAUCUGUAUUCUUUAAUGUUAUUCAUUUAAUUUUAGUUGUGUUCCUAUUUUAUUACUGCUUUUGGAUCUUGCUUGUCUCUGUGCACUUUACCUCCUUUGCUGUAAUCCUGUUUCAGGAGACCAGCAACACUUAAUUAUAAGUGUUUUAAUUAUAUAUCAUGCUUUGUGUUUUUUUUAACACCUGCAGCAUGGUUGCAGGUGAUUGGGAUAAUGGUAUGUUCUAUAUAGACUGUAAUACUUUUUAAAAUGUAUUAAAUAUUUGAUGUAUAUAUUUUGUCUAUAUCGUGACAUAGUAGUAAAAAUUGUAAAUAUUGUUUAUUUAUAGUUUUGCAGGUGUUGUCAAACUAAAGAUGACCACAGAUUUUCCUUGGCGUGGCUCAUUGUACUCCUUAAAAAUACUGUUAUAUUUCAGCACCGCGUAAAAAACCUCACCGCGUAUUUUGGAGGGAGCUUUUUAGCAAAGGCCACAAUAAAGUGGAUAAAUCCCUGCGCGGCUCCCCUCACUCCGGGCUCGUGCCCGGCGCGCCCCCGUCUCCCAGGAGACGGGAAUGAGAAGCGGCAGCACGCAGACUCCUCUCACGCACUGGAAUGGGAGCCUCCCUCCACUGCCCCCCACCCCCACCAAAGGAGCCCCCCAGGCGUGACCAAUGGAACAUAGAGUCUCCAUUGUGGCCGUGACACUUUAAUAAUCGCAAACUACAAUAUCCAACCUGUCGGUAGCUUCAGGAGCCCGGCCCGGCGCGUUGGAUGGGGGGCUUGUAGGUGGGAAGAGGGGGCGAACGCUCGGCGCCAGACCUCUAACCCGCGAGCCGUCCCCGAGAUGAAUACAUGAAUAAAACAUAGAAAAGAUUGAUGUUGGGUUAUCUCUUAAAAUCAUGAGAUUUUUUUUGUUCACAAAAACGGUGUUUUCUCUCACCAUCUCCGGCAAGUUUCCUCGUUUUAGAACAAAAAACAUUAUUUCAAACGAUUCUUUACAACAAAAAAAAGAUGUACCAAAGUUGUGAAUAUUAACUACAAUAAUAUACGGACCUGCGGCUUGGUGUCAUUUUCGUUUGGAAUGGUUUGAUACGGUCGUGAAAAGUUGUGCUGUGGGCUAACAGGCCAUUAUGCGUCAAACAUCGGCAGUUUAUGGUGGUUUAUGUUCAUUUUCCAGAUUAUUCUCAGUUUGUAUCUCAGUAAGCAAGGUGUGAUCAGUAGACUGCAGGUGGAUAAAACACAAAAUAAACGUUGCACCAAUGGAAGAUAUUUAAAUAGCUAAUAAUUUGUCUGAACCACUUGACAAUGUCAACGUUACUUCUUACACUUUGCUUUUUGUAAAUCGCAGAUUGAUAUUAGAAAUAAAUAAUGUAUUGAAUGUACAGCACGUCGUGCUUUGAGUUCAUUUGCGUCUUUCUCUCUUUCCCUCCUGUGUGCGCGUGUGUGCGUGCGUGCCCACGCGCGCGCGCUUCUUCCAGUUUCACUCGUGCGCACUGCUCGUGUCAGUGCGGAAACAGUGUGCAGCGCCGGACCCCUGCUCAUGUUUCCGAUCCCUGUGAAGCCCUUUUUACGGAAAGGGCGUUCCUAGAGCUGGAUCAAAAGCUUUUGGACUCGCUACAAAAGAAAAAUGGAAACUGGAGAUGAUCUUAGCAUGAAUGAAUUGACAAUGAGCUCGCGAGCCCCAGGAGCCGCAACUCUUUUUUUUGGUUGACUUUUGGUGACGCGUUACUGAUGCAAAAGGCCCACGCGUCUUCUUAUUGCAUUGCCCGUUACGCUCCCGUCACCCGGCUCUUUUCGUCCCCUGCAUUUUGUGUCACCGCAGUUGUGUUGUGCAUUCUAAAAAGAACCAUGUGAGAAAAGUGUGACAAAGUUAUGUGCUGCACCUUAGUCUCUCUGUCAAAUCAAACGCUGCAUGUGACAUUCUGUCAUAUAAGAGUCCCGUCCCAGCAGCGGACGUCUCCCCAGUGUGCACGCGCACCCACGAGCAACAGCUCGUCCUGUGGGAGGUUCCCCUUACCUCCCUUUGCGUUCAACACUGCUUAAGUUGUUACGUUAUCAUAAACAGUCUGGCUUCGGGGGGCCGUAAUCACCUCUCUCGGGCCUUCGCCGAGGCUUCUCAUUGGACGCCAACACGCGACCGGCGCGAGGAGGGGGGCUGCCAGGCGCGUGCCGCUUUUUAAACCGACGCAGCGCCUUGAGACACGCCAGAGAAGGAGUCAUAUUCACACAGCGCGACAUCCCCGCGGUGCGUGCGUCCGAGGAGAAAAAAAACAACCCAAAUCCCACAUUGUAAAGUCGGUUCAACUUUGCCCAUCUUUUGGGGUUGUUGUUUUGUUUUUUAAUUCGGAAACAUGGAUGUCCGAAGUGUGGGAGACUGGAGCAGAAGCGAGGUGGCGGACCUCAACUCGCGGCUGCAGAGCCCCGGGUCGGUGGAGAGGGGGGGGCAGCAGCACCUGCAGCAGCACCUCGCGGAGUCCCGCUACGAGCCUGCGCUGACGCUCGUGGACAGCGGCAGCGACCCACGCGCCUGGCUGGCUCCGGCGCAGCCUUCUGGCACCUGCGCGCCACACGCCCGCUCACCCGACCGCCUGCGGCACUCGCCCUGCCCGAGCACCGGCUCCUUCCAAGAGAGCGGUUCCCCGGAGUCCUCGGGCCACCCCAGCCCUCUCAGCUACAGAAUAACUGCCAAGAGCCCCUCCUCCUCUUCUUCUUCCUCUUCUUCGCUCAAAGUCAGGGACUUGUGCCGUCUUCAAGGCACGGCCAGCUGUUCCGACGAGGAGACAUCCACGAGACAGAGAGCCCAGUCCAGCAGACCGGUCCACGUAGUCCACAAGCAGAGGCGCGUAGCCGCCAACGCGCGCGAAAGGAGGCGGAUGCACGGGCUCAACUACGCGUUCGACGAGUUGCGCAGCGUCAUCCCGGCGCUGGACAACGACAAGAAGCUCUCCAAAUAUGAAACUUUGCAGAUGGCGCAGAUUUACAUCAAUGCCCUGGCUGAUCUGCUCCAAGCUCCGUCCCCAACCUCCACCUCCACCAGCGCCACCAGCAGCAGCAGCAGCAGCGGCAGCAGCGGCAGCAGCAGUACCGACGUCUCAAACAAUAAAAACAACUCGCCAAAGUGUGACAUUACGCUUCCAUCCGCCGUUGGUUUUGACGGGGCGAAGAACAGGGCUCCCCCGUCUCCGGGCACCUGUAGGACCGCGGCUGCUGGGCCGGUCUCGGGUGGGGGGCUACCUGUUCACAUCAGCGGGAUGCCCUUCCACCCCUCCUUCGACGACGGGUCCUUUUCCGCCAUGGUCGAAGAAGCAAUGCGGUCGGCCUCGCCUCCUCCUUCCGCUCGGGGAAGCAACUCGCUCGCACCGGUCGGGGGUGGCGGGAAGGAGUCUCCCCGGAGCGACGGGGAGUUUUCCCCGCACUCCCACUUCAGUGACUCGGAUGAAAUGGCGAUGGAGCUCCACUCGAGUGAAGAGGAUGACUUCUCGGAGCUCAAGCUGCGCAGCCGCCAUCACCACACGGUUGCUUUCUGAAUGAUGAUUCAAAAAUAAAAUAAAAAAUAAAAAACGACUUUGUUGAAAGUUCAAGGAUGAUAAAGUAAUGGCCGAUAACCGUGUCAACAUGCCGUUAAGAUGGUGCAAAUGUCAUUUUAACAAUACGUUUAUUUUAAUGACUUGUUACAUAGUAUAACAGCUAUUUUUCGUGUGAGAUAGACCUAAUUCGGUUCUGCCAAUAGAUGUAUUAGCCUAUAAUUCCCAGUUUCCAUGGAGACGCGGCUGGAAGACCCCUCUGCCAUGUCGCGUGCAGCACUGCCAUGGGUAUUCCCCGCGUCACUCCGACCAAAAGAGCUGUCUUACACUAAAUAGUACCUUUUUGGGACCAUUGCUUGUAUUUGAUGAUGUAAAAAAAAAGUUUUUUAGCUAUAAUAUGAUUUUAGAUGUGAUGAAUGUUUUUAUUUGUUCAUUUGUUUGUAUAAUGUAACUUCAAAAGUUCAUGUGCACUUUAAAAAUACACGAGCCAGAGGCUUGAGAAAUACGACAUUUUUUUUCAAACCAUAAACCAUAUUUUGUUGCUUUGUUUGCUAGUGUAGUCCUGCCAAUUCCAAACAAAUAGCCUAUUUAAUGUAGCCAUCAAUGCAGCCUUCUUUUGUAUUUUCUUUGGUAUCUUCAGAUGAACUUGUGUGUCUUUUGCUUUCACUGGAUGAGAUGAAUUGACAUAGGCCUAUUUAUUGCAGAUAUGUUUCAUUUGGUUUUCGUUUUAUAACUCCAUAAAUACAUUUCCUGAAUAAUAAAAAAAAACUAUAAUUUUGCAAUUCAUUGUUAUGUUAAUUUGAUUUUGGGGAAUAAAAAGAAAAACGAAAAUGUAA
This is a messenger RNA of Gasterosteus aculeatus aculeatus (three-spined stickleback), 5458 nucleotides long. RefSeq names its product atonal bHLH transcription factor 1a (gene atoh1a). Gene Ontology annotation, cellular component: nucleus. The record is from RefSeq and is a predicted model, not a curated record. Gene Ontology annotation, molecular function: DNA-binding transcription factor activity, RNA polymerase II-specific; protein dimerization activity; E-box binding. Lineage: Eukaryota; Metazoa; Chordata; Actinopteri; Perciformes; Gasterosteidae. Gene Ontology annotation, biological process: sensory organ development; axon development; positive regulation of transcription by RNA polymerase II.